AUGCCGAAGGACCAGUAUGAUACCGAUCUUUAUAUGGCAUCUGAUGAUGAUAGUAUUGAAGGAGCAUAUGUUGUCGGAACGGGGGAGAACGAAGGAGAGUUCUUAUUUCAAUAUCAUCCAAAGGAAGGAGAGCCAUCGACAAUAUCUGUCAUCAUAGUUGACCUCCCGAACUAUCCCUCAAGACACGAGGUUUUCAUCUUUGGCUGUGGUGACGAUGCAGCUUCUCUUGGAGAGAAGCUUAGUGAUCUCCCCAGUUUAGCAGGAACACCCAUCAAGCAGAUUAUGGUCAGGGUCGUACAACAUCUAAGAAAUAAAGAAGCAGAUGGAUCGAAGAAACGGCCAUUUGUUGUUAAUGACGACGACGUAGGUUUUGGGCAUGCUUCACAGUCGUCACAGGCCCGCCACGCUAGAAAGACUGGCCGUUUAUCGCACGACGACGACAACGACGACGGAGAUGAUUUGUAUACGACAGGGCCGACGCUUGAUAAAGGCAAAAAAGUAGCCUCUGGAUCUCCACCUGUGAUUACCCCGACUAGUCCUUCGCAGAGAAUCAUUACCGACCUGAGGGCCGCAAAAGAUGCGGGGUUUAAACUUGGGUACCAUGGAUCGCUGAAAGGUACCGGAGUUUGCUAUGUCGUUAUAUCAUGCCGGUUAUCGCGGCUAGGUAUUUCGGAUAAUGCUUUGGAUGCAUGGCAUGUUGAAACAAAGAGGUACUUGAGCCUUAUAAUCGAAUACCCAGCUGGAUACGCCAAUUUGGACGACCUUUGCGACGAAUUGAAGAGAUCUCGUUCAGACCGAGCGAAGGCAAAUAUCCGAAUGAGAAUCCGACAAAAUGACCAGUAUAAACCAACCAAGGCGCAAUGCCAAGCUGCUUUCAAGAGGGCAGAUCCAAACAUACCCUAUAUAUUUCAGACGCUAGAGUUGUUCCUGAACGAGAGAAUGAUAACUCUACUUAAGAAGAGACUCGAACUUGGCUUCACGUGGUUCGGGGCUGAAGAGUAUUAUUUUCUCGAUAAGAAAAAGGCGGCUUCGUCCGUCGAGGCAAUGGAGGCGAAGUAUUGGCAUGACGAUACUCCUAUCAAUGGUUUCUCACGUCUAGUAACGUCCGACCACUUCAUGGCUGCGACGGGUAUAGAGAACCGUUCUUUCCCGCUUAUUGCAAUGCAACUCUUCCUCCGACAUUUUGCACGAUACACAGACUUCUGUCUUGUCUGCCACCGUACAGUUGAUACGGACGUUGAAGCCUUGGAACCGUAUGUUUGCAGCACACCAGCCUGUCUCGCGAAAUAUCUGUCCUCAGACUUUGGUCCGGGGAUUGAAAAGGAUAUUGUGGAACAACCAUAUGUCGUCGAUUUACUCGUUUCAUUCUGCUAUGCGGCGGCGAAGCAUCAGAAGUUGAAGGAUUUCCCGGACGCACUCAAUUUGAAAGUCCCUUUCCCACCGGGGAGUGGAGGUUUUACUGGAACCUUUGACCGGGCGAAUAAAGAUCUAACAUUAAGAAUCAAUGCUACAACUCCUAUUUCUCAUCCAGUACAAGUUGGUACUUGGAUGGCGAUCACGGGUGCUGGAGCUGCUGGCGAGACCUUAUGCUGCCGUGCGACAGAUAUGUCUCAAUUCCCAACUAUCAAAGUUUCGGAUCCUAUAUCCACAACUGCCCAAGCUAGUGCACUGAAAAUUGGAGCAGCAUACACUGGAGGAUCUGUUGCGGCAGCUGGUAGUCACCAAGUUGCAGUGUACGUUUAUAACCAGGACUUCGCAGGGCUCACCCCACAGCAGAAGCAGGAUGUUAUCUGCUUGCUACUUGAUACCCUACCAUCUAUUCGAGAGAUGAAAGAUAGACUGCGACAGGGCCACCUCGCAAGUUGGGGAGAUCGAAUUUCACCGGCCGCAUUGGGUGUUCUCAGAUGGAUUAUUGCGUCGAAUCGUGCUUGUAUUGUGCAAGUUGACGGUCUAGAAACCGGCUCUAAUGGGGUCUUCCCUGCCACUCAGACCGAGGAUCGUGUCUAUGGUAUGGGUAAUUGGAUGCAGUUUCGAUUUGCUAUGGGUGCACCUGAUAAAGAGCAGAAGUUUCAAACUGCGAGCUCGAAUACUACUAGGAGGCUACGACUCAAGUACCCGACUAUGUUCGCAUGGCAUGGAAGCCCAUUGAUAAAUUGGCAUUCGAUUAUUCGAGAAGGAUUGAAUUUCAACCAAACUACAAACGGACGGGCCUAUGGGAACGGAUGCUACCAUUCGUUGGAUUUUAGGACAAGUUUGGGGUAUACCCAUAAUCGGUAUGCUUCAGCCGCAGGGAGCGACCAAUGGUCCAAGAGUGUGCUCAAAGUUUCGGGUGCAGUCGCAUUGAACGAAAUUGUCAAUGCACCAGGCGAAUUCGUCAGCAAGAGCCCACAUUUGGUGGUUGCACAGCUCGAUUGGAUAUGCACGAGAUACUUGUUUGUUCAAUGCGCUUUUAGCAGCCAGGGAGUUGCGUCUUCGAAAACGCCUAGCCAAGUCAAGCCGCAGGAUCCAUCCAUGACUCCGAAUGGUGAACAAGGCAAAAUAGUUAUUCCCCAGCCGAAGGCGGCCAGAGCCCGGAAGGACGACUUGCUUGAUGAAAAUAAGAAGGGCAAGAAGAAAAGCGAACCAGCUUACACUCUUGUUACCAUCGACGGUAUCGAAGAGCGAAUCCCCGUUGCAGAAGAUCCCGCCAGCGACGCUACGGAUGGUUCUGACCUCGACAUCUUUGUCGAAGAACAUCUUCCAACUCCUGCCACCGUAUCUGCGACUACUUCCGAUUCGCUCAACAUAUCCGAUUUGGAUGUGGCGAUAGCAUUGUCAAUGGAAACAGCUAGAAAUGGAAGUAGUUCGUCGUCGUCGUCGAUGCCACCACUGAGUGAGCAAAACCGCAGGAGGACUAGCUUUUUUUCUGGAUUUGCGAAUAAGGGUCGUGCGUCUAAUGAGAACAGGCCGUCAAUUGCAGGUAAUUCGUCAACUUCAACUUUCCCUGGAUCUGGAUCGAGCUCCGUAGCUCAACCGCCAUCAUAUGAUGAUAUUCCGAUAACCGCGACACCCCCUAACUACACUCCAGUUGCUGAUACCAAUGGAACAGGUUUCUUUACAAAUCCUUUUGCGGCUACCAGUUCAAAUAAUGCUAAUGGGAGUGCCGAACCUCCAAGGUAUGCGCUUCGAAGCACCGUCAGUAACGUUCCUGCGGCAUCAUCCUCGGCGGCCAAUAACUCGGGCUCGAUUAGCCGUGGGAAAGGAUUGGCAGGUGGCUUCUUUGGGGGCUUUAAGAGAGGCCUCAGUUUUGGAGCCCCUGCGAACAAUGAUUCGUGGGAUAGUUACACUCCUGCGGUGCCAGGUUCAGACUCUGUUAAUCAGGUCGGAGGGCCCAAGGGAAAAGGGAAAUUCGUAGAUUCAGGAACGGCUCCGGUUAUUUCAGCGCCUUUCGCUGUGACGAGCUCUAACCCUCUAGUGAACGGUGGUAAUGCUCAGCCUAAUGGCUCUGCCAACCUAUUCAAGCAACCUACGGUAGAUGCUAUAAAGUCUAUAAGCGUGCCCGCAGCAUCGACAUCGACAGCCCCAAUCCCAAUCCCAAUCCCAGUUAACCCAACUGCAGCUGGUACAAGCAACGCACAGCCUGUUACCGCUCCAGCCGUCGUUGUUCCAGCCGUUGUUGUUCCAGUGGUUGCGCCUCCAGUGGUUGCGGUCCCCAAGGCGCCGGAACCGCCAAAAACCGAUUUUGUCGCCGGUCAAUUAGACUACAGUAGCCUUCCUCUCAUUACUCAACCGACAUUUGCUACGCACCAAGCUACAAAACGUCUUCAAAGGGAGUACAAAAACUUGCUGAAGAUCCAAGAUAGCACUCCGUUGCACGAACUCGGAUGGUACACUAAUCCUGAUCAUUUCGAGAACGUGUAUCAGUGGAUCGUGGAACUUCACACUUUCGAUGCCGAAUUGCCGCUCGCGAAAGAUAUGAAGUCGCAGGGUGUCAAGAGUGUUGUUCUUGAGCUCCGAUUUGGUGCGAGUUUCCCGAAUACGCCACCAUUCGUCCGGGUUAUUAAACCUAGAUUCUUGCCGUUCAUGAAUGGUGGAGGAGGGCAUGUGACUAUUGGUGGGGCCGUUUGUUUGGAGAUGUUGACGGGGACAGGAUGGGAUAGUAAGACGACUAUUGAGAGUAUUCUAAUGAAUGUGAGACUCGCAAUGAUGAGCGUCGAUCCAAAGCCAGCGAAGUUGGAGUCUGGCGGAGGUGGGAGGUCGUAUGGGGUUGCUGAGGCGGUGUCGGCAUAUUUAAGAGCGUGUAGGACCCACGGGUGGACGGUGCCGAAGGGGUUCGAGGAAAUGGCGAAGUCAACUUCAUGA
Messenger RNA from Orbilia oligospora ATCC 24927, 4341 nucleotides. RefSeq lists its product as uncharacterized. The coding region runs from base 1 to 4341 and encodes 1446 amino acids. Gene Ontology annotation, molecular function: NAD+ poly-ADP-ribosyltransferase activity. The record is from RefSeq and is a predicted model, not a curated record. The transcript is spliced from 4 exons. Lineage: Eukaryota; Fungi; Ascomycota; Orbiliomycetes; Orbiliales; Orbiliaceae.